AAUCAAGUCAAAGCAACGGACAAUCGCCAAUAAUGGGGACGCACUGAACUAGCCAUGAACCAGUUGAAUGAGAGACUGGUUGGAUUGGGGACGACCAAGAUACGACGGAGUCUCGUGCUAUUCACUUGGAUAAAAAGCCAAAGAAAUCCAUGGCAACUCAGCAAGUUCCUUCUACCUUGUUGUUGUAGUCUCUCUUGAGUGUUUUGAAAGUACACACAGAGUUAGAGAUUGGGGUUGUCCUGACGGUUGUAGGUAGUGCCAUUCCAAAGUGGCUAUUAGUCGGCUAAUAAUAGCACCAUGUCACCAGGCAAAGAUAAUGAAAGGCGAGCAAGAGAACAUUCGCUGCCAAAGAUGGUUUCUACCAGGAAACGAGGGCCCACACUCAAGCAUUACCCUCGUCAACCGAACCAACCGCAUCUCCGUGUCGCGUUCCAAGUAGACGAGAAUCGAAACAUUGAGCCAUUGAUUGCCGUAGCCGCGGCUCCUUCCAUCAAUGCAGCAUCGGAAGAAAUUCGACGGGAUCUCUGGUGGAGCAAAAAGGAACUCAAGGAAAUCUGGAAGCGAGAAAAUGGAUUGUGCGACUUUUACCGGUCCAGCUUGGACGACUAUAGCGAACAGGUUCGACAAAUCUUUGCACGAUGUCGCAACAGCAGCAGUUGUACCAGUGCCACCGAACAAGACGCGCAUCUGCUGGCGGUCCGGUCUUCCAAUCGCGGUUUGGAGCAUCGUGUCGUCAAACACUUUCAUUUUCAUCGUCAAAAGGUACUCGAGGGCGUACUCGAUCAACAAACCAAAGUGGCCCACUUGCCGAGUCACACACAACAAAAGCAACAAAUGAUACGUUCCAAGUCCAUGUUCUUGUCGCAGCCAGCACAGCAAUUCGCUUUGGUCAUGGCCCACGCCGAUGCCAUUACGGCACAAUCGGUACUGGAAGAAGAAACCCACCGAGACAAGGUCACUCUCUUGGAGGCGUGUGGUCUUUCGGAAUCGUUCCGUCUCACGGAAAAUAUUGGCUGGGGCGAUACCAAAAACAUCAAGGCUUGCCAAUCUGACGUGACAGAAGAUUCCAUUCAGCCAGUGAAAGAUGAUAUGACCAACUGUGCUGCGAGCACUAGUGACACGGAACAAUCCUCCACGCAGAGCUCGGUCCAGUCCACAACGGACGACGACGACGACGACAAGUCGGGUACCCCCACGGAGCCCAACCGAGAGUUCUUUGCGUCGUCCAAAGACCACGAAGAAUACAAAGAGAUUGCGGCGGAAGCACAGGCUUUCUUGGAUCGAUACGAAGAGCUCAAGAAAAAGGUGGAAGGGUUCAAAAGUGCUGUCGUACAACCCCCCAACCAAUCAUCAGAAGACAGUAACCAUACAGAAUCCGUAGACACCAACUCAACCCACAAUGCAGAAGACGCGUACAGCUCUCAUUCAGAGCGGUCGGACAAUGGCAGUGUUGCUGUUGUGGAGGACAAGAAGUCAGUCCGCGGGAUGAAUGGUAGUCCUCAACAAUCUGCAACCAACAGCAAGAAACGGGACGUCCACUCCAUACCAUUACAGCAGACAAAGGACUCACUCAACCGUCGUGGCGAGAACUCGAAAGGUGAUCGUGACGUCAAAACUUCAGAAGCAAACUGCAGCAAAAGGACACACGAUACACGAACCGGUAGCUUCCGCGACAGGAAACCGGCAUCUGCGCUGGACCUGCGAGUGGUGCAAUCCAAGUCCACACUGAGUGGUAUGGAUGAAACGCCUAGUUUUUGCAAGAUACAAUCAGCGACCAGUUCUGGCAGGGAAUCUUUGGACGCAAUGUCUGUGGAGCAGGAAAGGAAAACAGAUUGUUCUCGUUCACAACAAUCAGCGACGGGCAGUGCAACAGGCUCAUCUGACGCCUCCUCGAUCCAGCAGAUGAAGGAGUCCAUCCAACGGUUGAAGGAAGCUCGCACUAUGCGUUCCUACCAGUCAGUGUCAUCGGAAACCAAGUCUUUCCAGAGUGUGAAGCGCACGACCAGCUCUCGUUCCAGGAAAUCAGUGUCAAGCAGCACUGGUAUGGAGUCCAAAGAAAGCAACUCCAUCCAGGGUGUCAAGUAUACACCUAGCCACCAGUCCAGGCGUUCAUCCGCUGAUUGUGACAUGACGUAUUCGAAUUCAUCUGAAAACGACUCCAUCCAAAAGGUCAAUCGCACACUUAGUGCUUGCACGGAAGGAUCCAGCUCUAUCCAGGGAGUGAAGUAUACACCAAGCUCUCGGUCCAAGCAAUCAACGGCUGGAAGUGACAUGGAAUACUCAUCAGAGAGCAACUCCACACAAAGGGUGAAGAGCACACGUUCUCGACAAUCUGUAACAGGUAUUGGUGCACUAUCCUCUGAAUCAGGAACCAACUCUAUCCAAGGGUUGAAGUAUAUGCCUAGCUCUCGGUCCAAGCAAUCUGGAGCUGGAAGCAACAUGGACUACUCGGCAGAAUCCAACUCCAUCCCGAGUGCAAGACAUGCACCAAGCUCUCGUUCGAGACGAUCUACCGGCGGCAUUGGCAUGGAGUAUUCAUCCGAAUCCGGUAGCAGCUCCCUGCAGAGGGUGAAACAAGCUCCUAGCGCUCGUUCUAGACAAUCCUUGGGUGGCAAUGAGUAUCCCUCGGAGCCUGGUUACACCAAGCGGGUAAAGCGCACACCGAGUGCUCGUUCGAGGAAAUCAGUGACAUUUGAUAUGGAACCAGCAGCAUCCCAAACCAAGCGCACCGAAAGGCCCAAACAUGCACCUACUAUUAGCCCGUCUUCUUCCCAACAAGCACUACUACCCUUUACCGACCUCGACAUGGACAUUUUGGAAGUAAGCUCGACCCUGACGAGCAUGACACCGUGCUAUAAUAAUCAUCUCAUUUCAUCCGAAGUGAUCCGCAUCAAGCCUUCCGAAGACGAUUCACUCCAAUGGAUGAAGGAGUCUUUGCAACGAAUGAAGACUCGCAAAAGCUCCCGUCGUCGUUGGACAACGAGUGAUCUAGUGUCGCCGUCGGCGGAACAACAAUCCGAUAAUAAUCAGCGCAUGAAGGAGACUCGUGCAUUCAUCCAGCACAUGAAGGCUACCCGCAACGAUCGUGCCGGAUUUGACUUGGAAUCCUUGGACGCAAACUCCACCAAGGUUCACAUCAACCAGGAUCUCCACUGCUGUUGAAUAAAUGAAUGAAUGAACUUACUUGUACUUGUUUGGUACUAUUAUUAUUGGUUUGUUUGGCAUUGUGUUUUUAUCUGUGGUGUUGUCUUGGCAAGAAAAGGGGCUCUGUAAACAUAGGAAUAACGAUACUAGUGUUUAGCUUGUUAUACUG
Messenger RNA from Seminavis robusta, 3313 nucleotides. Lineage: Eukaryota; Bacillariophyta; Bacillariophyceae; Naviculales; Naviculaceae. The record is from the annotation of a GenBank genome assembly.